Molecule: messenger RNA, 2085 nt
Organism: Aureobasidium uvarum
Lineage: Eukaryota; Fungi; Ascomycota; Dothideomycetes; Dothideales; Saccotheciaceae
Source: the annotation of a GenBank genome assembly
AUGGGCAACAGUGGCAUUUUCGGCUACAUCAACUACUUGGUGGAGAAGGACAGAAAGACGAUUCUCGACACGCUUGUGAAUGGUCUUGCGCGUCUCGAAUACCGUGGAUACGACUCAGCUGGUCUGGCGAUCGACGGAGACAAGAGAAAUGAAGUGUUUGCUUUCAAGGAGGUCGGCAAGGUCGCCAAGUUGAAGCAGCUCAUCGAGGAAGAGAAGCCCGACCUCACAAAGGUCUUUGACGCACACGCCGGUAUUGCCCACACCCGUUGGGCCACUCACGGUCCUCCCUCGCGUGUCAACUGCCACCCCCACAGAUCCGACCCCAAGUGGGAGUUCGCCGUCGUUCACAAUGGUAUCAUCACCAACUACAAGGAGCUGAGAGCUCUGCUCGAGACCAAGGGCUUCAAAUUCGAGACUGAGACCGACACCGAGGCCAUCGCCAAGCUGGCCAAGUACAUCUUCGACGAGCACCCCAACAUCGACUUCACCACUCUCGUAAAGGCCGUCAUCAAGGAGCUCCAGGGUGCCUUUGGUCUCCUGCUCAAGUCCAUCCACUUCCCCUCCGAGGUCGUUGCUGCCCGCAAGGGUUCUCCUCUGGUCAUUGGUGUCCGCACACAGAGAAAGAUGAAGGUUGACUUUGUUGAUGUUGAGUUUGGCGAUGCCGGUCCUCUCCCUGCCGAAGCUGCUUCGCAGAACGUUGCCCUUAAGAAGGCCAACAACCUCCUGGCUCCUCCCGACAAGAGCCUGCUUCACCGCUCUCAAUCGCGCGCCUUCUUCUCCGAGGACGGUGCUCCUCAGCCCAUUGAGUUUUUCCUGUCCUCCGACCCUUCGGCCAUCGUCGAGCACACCAAGAAGGUUCUCUACCUCGAGGACGACGACAUUGCCCACAUCCACGACGGUCAGCUGAAUAUUCACCGUCUGUCCAAGGACUCUGGCGCUUCCAACGUUCGUGCUAUUCAGACCAUCGAGAUCGAGCUCCAGGAGAUCAUGAAGGGCCGUUACGAUCACUUCAUGCAGAAGGAGAUUUUCGAGCAGCCUGAAUCCAUUGUCAACGCCAUGCGUGGUCGCCUCAACCUUGAGGACAAGACCAUCACUCUGGGUGGUCUCAAGCAGUACAUUACCACCAUCCGUCGCUGCCGCAGAAUCAUCUUCAUUGCUUGCGGUACUUCGUACCACUCGUGUAUGGCUGUUCGUGGUGUUUUCGAGGAGCUGACUGAGAUCCCCAUCUCUGUGGAGUUGGCUUCCGACUUCCUCGACAGACAGGCCCCUGUCUUCCGUGACGACACUUGCGUCUUCGUCUCCCAGUCUGGUGAGACCGCUGACUCUCUUUUGGCUCUCCGCCACUGUCUCGAGCGUGGUGCCUUGACUGUCGGUAUUGUCAAUGCUGUCGGUUCUUCCAUCUCUAUGAUGACUCACUGUGGUGUCCACAUCAACGCUGGUCCUGAGAUCGGUGUCGCAUCGACCAAGGCCUACACCUCUCAGUUCGUCUGCAUGGUUAUGUUCGCUCUGUCGCUCAGUGAGGACCGUGCAUCCAAGCAGGCCAGAAGAGAGGCCAUUAUGGAGGGCCUCGGCAAGAUUUCCGAGCAGUUCAAGGAGAUCCUCCAGCAGGACCAGGACAUCAAGAACCUGUGCCUCAAAUUCAAGAACCAGAAGUCCCUGCUCCUCCUCGGACGUGGUGCUCAGCACGCCACUGCUCUCGAGGGUGCUCUGAAGAUCAAGGAAAUCUCGUACCUUCACUGCGAGGCCGUCAUGUCCGGUGAGCUUAAGCACGGUGUGCUUGCUCUGGUCGACGAGUCUCUGCCCAUUGUCAUGAUCCUCACACGCGACAGCCUCUUCGCCAAGUCCCUUAACGCAUACCAGCAGGUCAUUGCUCGCAAGGGUCGUCCUAUUGUCAUUUGCAGCAAGAACGACAGCGAGUUCCCUGGUGACAAGACCGACAAGAUCGAGGUGCCCCAGACAAUUGACGUUCUACAAGGUCUGCUCAACGUCAUUCCUCUCCAGCUCAUGGCCUACUGGCUUGCCGUUGCUGAGGGUUUGAACGUCGACUUCCCCAGAAACUUGGCCAAGAGUGUCACUGUCGAGUAG